Molecule: messenger RNA, 681 nt
Organism: Exophiala spinifera
Lineage: Eukaryota; Fungi; Ascomycota; Eurotiomycetes; Chaetothyriales; Herpotrichiellaceae
Exons: 2
Coding region: 1-681 (226 amino acids)
Biological process (GO): DNA-templated DNA replication; DNA synthesis involved in DNA repair
Cellular component (GO): delta DNA polymerase complex
Molecular function (GO): DNA-directed DNA polymerase activity
Source: RefSeq, a predicted model, not a curated record
AUGCCUCCCCGCGGUCGCAGAUCGGCCAAGGGCUCGACGUCAGCCCACGCCCAGUCCCGCCUUUCCUUCAACAAUUCAGCAAGAGUUACUAAACCCGGCGCAAGACAAGACGACUCGGCGAAGAAGGCCGCCUCGAAGCUCUCAGAAGUCACUCCAGCGCCAGUUGAACAUGAGAUCGAGACGCCCGAACCCGACGCAGACGACGAGUCGCAACUGACUGAAGUUCAAGCCACGCCAGAAGAGCCGGAGUUAAAGGAAGUCGACGUUGCCAUACGAGAGUCACCGCUGAAGCCGAGGACGACGAACCCGAAGGCCAAGAAGAAGUCUUCUGUUCAAGACAAGGACGAGCGAGAACUUUCAGCCGAGAAGAUCACAGAUGCGCAGAUACGAAAGUACUGGAAGGCUGAGGAGGAUGGCCGACUGGCUCCGAGAGUCCACCAAGAGAACCUCUCUCUGCAUGAAAAGAUCCUACGCCACUUUGACCUUUCCUCCCAAUUUGGCCCCUGCAUUGGUAUCCAGAGGCUCCAGCGCUGGAGGAGAGCGAACAUGCUCGGCUUAGAACCACCUGUGGAGGUCUUGGCUGUGCUCUUGCGUGAAGAAAACAAGAAGACAAGUCAGGGGUGCGGAAAACUGGCCUACAUUGACGAACUGGCUGGCGGCAAAGUCGUCCUGGUUGAGUAA